AUGGCUCAUUCUAAGCAUAUAGACAAAAUUCUUGAUAGGCAUAGUGAUGAAACUAUUGUAAAUAACCGCUUAAGGGGACAAGGGUAUGAUGGAGCUAGUAAUAUGCGUGGUGAAUGGAAUGGAUUGCAAGCUCUAUUUUUGAAAGAUUGCCCUUUCGCUUAUUACAUUCAUUGUCUUGCUCAUCGAUUACAAUUAGCACUUGUUUCUGCAGCCAAAGAAUUAAGGGUUGCUCAAGCAAAUAAUGUUGCAAACUUAAUUGCCAAUGAUCAAAUUGUGACAGUUAGUGGAAUUAAUCAAAUUGCUUGCUAUGCAUGUUUGAUGCUACUUGUGAAGUUCUUGAAAAAAAGCACUGAAGAAAGUAAUUUCUCCACUCGUGGUGAUGCUAGUGCUGCUUAUGAUGCUAUCACAUCCUUUGAAUUUGUCUUUGUUAUGCAUUUAAUGAGAAAUAUUUUGGAAGUUAGUCAUGAUCUUUGUCAAGCUUUGCAACGAAAAAAUCAAGACAUAUUGAAUGCUUUAACUCUGGUUUCUACUACCAAGACUUUAAUCCAACGAAUAAGAGAAUCAAGUUGGGAGGCUUUCAUAAAAGAAGUUAUAUUAUUUUGUGAGAAACAUGAAGUUGAAGUUCCUGAUAUGAAUGCUUUGCAUAUUCCUAGAAGAGGCCGAACUCGCAAAAUUGUUGACCAAAUUUCAGUGGAGCAUCAUUACCGUGUUAAUUUAUUUCUGGCUGUAAUUAAUACACAGUUGCAAGAGAUUAAUGGAAGAUUCAAUGAUAAUAUGGUGGAAUUGCUUACUUUAAGUUCAACUUUAGAUCCUAGAGAAAAUUAUAAGCUCUUUAGUGUCAACAAAGUAUGA
This is a messenger RNA of Arachis stenosperma, 852 nucleotides long. RefSeq lists its product as uncharacterized. The record is from RefSeq and is a predicted model, not a curated record. The transcript has 4 exons. Bases 1 to 852 code for a protein of 283 amino acids. NCBI's taxonomy places the organism in Eukaryota, Viridiplantae, Streptophyta, Magnoliopsida, Fabales, Fabaceae.